UCAUUCCCUCCUCUCUCCCGGCCUCGCCUCCGGAAGGGCUGUGCACACCCAAACACAUCACCCAGACACUGAGUUUCCACACCAAACUCGCUCCUGAUGAACCCUGAGAGCCGAAUGCAAUGUCGGAUUUCCCCUCCCCACCCUCGGCCUCGAGAUCCGGCCACGAGUUUUCAAAGACGAGGCAGCCCUUCCCCUGCCAGACUCGCUUGGGGGACACCUCACUGGGGGGCUGCAGGGGCAGAGACAAAGACAGUAGAUUCGUUUGCAGGCAGGAGGACAUGCUUGGUCUAAAGAUCCAAACGUCCGCACUCCCGGAAUUGUGCAUUUUGGGAUGCCGCGUGUGUCUGGUCGGUGUGGCGUGCGUGCGCUGUGUCUGUGGCUCGAGAGGUGGUGAGCUGUGCAUACCUGGCAGUUGUGAACCUGGGUGCAGUGGGUCUGGAGAACGCGGCAAAAGCGGCUCCGAGGCUCCAGCUCCCUUGCGGCCUCUGCUCUGCGAGCCCCUUGCGGACCGCGGCGGGGAGGGAUGGAGGCGCGGCCCGGCGGGUUCGCACGCCGGGCGGGAAGCGGCGCCAGGCGGGCGCCGUCCUGCGCAGCGAGAAAGCGGUCCUGCCUGGCGCCCUCCCCGUUCAGCCCCAGUCGGCAGUGGCCGGCAGCAGCGGCGGAUUCCUGAACUGCGUCCAAGGCGUCCGGGUAGCACCCCUCCUCCUCUUUUUCUUCCUCACCCCACCCAGCUCCGACCCCUGCGCCCCCGGCAAUUUGGGAACCUUUGGCGAAGUUGGCGCAGCUCAGGCCCACCAGGCCUCCCCGCAGGAGCAGGGGAGGAGAGGGAAGAACUGAGAGAGAGGGGGCCGUCCUCGCUCGGGCCCCCGGGGAGCCACGCUCUCCAGGACCCUUCUGUGGGCCUUUGUUCCCGGCGCUGCACCUCGGCCCGCCUCUCUCCGGGGACUCUGUUCAGGCCGCUGGGAUCCCUACCCCCUUUCAGGCUGAGAAGAGCUCCAAGUCCUGGGGAGGCGGGGGCGUGGGUUGGAGGGGAAGUGGCCUGGAGAUCUUCGCGGCUUCACCCUGCCAGAGCCCCUCAAGCCCUUCCAGCCUCCCAUCCUGUAGAAACCGAGUCCUUCUAAAACCCGAGUUCCCUUACUGACUUUUUAUGAUUAAAGUGUCUAUCCAAAACUUCA
Molecule: messenger RNA, 1175 nt
Organism: Sus scrofa (pig)
Lineage: Eukaryota; Metazoa; Chordata; Mammalia; Artiodactyla; Suidae
Source: RefSeq, a predicted model, not a curated record